AGAGUUUGCGACGGCUUCUACCUUGCACCCCACCUUCUUCGCAACUACUUUUAGUGCAAAAUUGUUCUCACUAUGCCCUUCGUUAUCGGGCAUAUACACCUUGGCCCUGUCCUUCAGUAUUUUCUUCUGCGAUCUGAUAGCCGUUGCUGAAUCCCCUUUCCAUCCUAAUCUCUCCUUGUUCAACUCACGUGUUGCAGUCCAAUCGACCUCCUUGUACGUCGCAGAUGAACCUUUCCACAUCGGUCGUUCUUUCAGCACGACGUCGAUACCUUCGUCCAAAUUGAAUAGAUUCAUACGCUUCUUGUCGUUUUUGAAUGUGUCUUUCAACCAUUCAGCGCUUGUGGUCAUGCGACUGCGAUACGUGCCUAGUACGGCGUUUUGCAACGACCGCAAUACUUCUGGGUUCUCCUUGGCAAGUUCCAUGUUGCCCGCAACGAAUUGUCCUAUGCCUUCGAAAACGUCGGGGAGUUUUCUGGCAUCAUCCCACAUCCUUUGAGGUAUGUAAUCUCCCUUUGUCCAUCCAAGAGAAUCGAACUUCUCGGCUGUGGCGGCGACAUCCGUCGGUACACCCGUGAAGCCAGCAUCGAAGACGUUGGGGAGACUUUUCUUGUUGGCAUCAUCGAUGAUCUCUCUUAUGAGGGCGUUAUCAUCGGCAGGGCGUUUCAGUCCAGGGACAACUUUGUAUCUUCCGUCCCAUUUGCUGCCUGCCUUUGCAAUCCGGAGGUCGUCUAAUGCCCUGACUAUUACGAACAUGGUUUUCUCCCAGCCGCCUGGCAAUCCGCGGGCAUCCACCAGAAGACCACAUUCAAAGACU
Periconia digitata is the source of this 814-nucleotide messenger RNA. Lineage: Eukaryota; Fungi; Ascomycota; Dothideomycetes; Pleosporales; Periconiaceae. The record is from the annotation of a GenBank genome assembly.